AUGUUUGGAAUACCGGAGGUUGUGGUCUCGGACAAUGGGACACAAUUUUCCGAUAAGAAGUUUGGGGAGUUCUUAACUGGAUUAGAGAUCAAGAAGAAAUUUUCCUCGGUGGAACACCCCCAGAGUAACGAGCAAUCCAAGGCAGCAAAAAAAAUUAUCCUUAGUGGAUUAAAGAAGUAUCUUGACCAAAGAAAGGGCUCUUGGGCUAACAAGUUGGCCUCUGUUUUAUGGUUCUAUAGGACAACGCCGCAAUUCUCCACCAGGGAGACACCUUUAUGGCUUACCUACAGUGUUGACGCGAUUAUCCCUAUGGAGAUUAGAGAACCAAGUCCAAGGUUGAUCCUAGGUGGAGGUAGUGAAGCGAUUGAAAAAGACUUAAUUGACGAAACAAGGGAGAUGACCCACUUGUCGGAAGCGGCAUUGAAAUAG
Arachis stenosperma is the source of this 429-nucleotide messenger RNA. RefSeq lists its product as uncharacterized. Gene Ontology annotation, biological process: DNA integration. Gene Ontology annotation, molecular function: nucleic acid binding. The transcript has a single exon. The coding region runs from base 1 to 429 and encodes 142 amino acids. The record is from RefSeq and is a predicted model, not a curated record. NCBI's taxonomy places the organism in Eukaryota, Viridiplantae, Streptophyta, Magnoliopsida, Fabales, Fabaceae.